Messenger RNA from Melanaphis sacchari, 1259 nucleotides. RefSeq names its product legumain-like. NCBI's taxonomy places the organism in Eukaryota, Metazoa, Arthropoda, Insecta, Hemiptera, Aphididae. The record is from RefSeq and is a predicted model, not a curated record. Gene Ontology annotation, biological process: vacuolar protein processing. Gene Ontology annotation, molecular function: cysteine-type endopeptidase activity.
GCGGACAUAUGCCAUGCAUACCAAUUAAUUAAAAAUAACGGAAUACCAAAAGAAAACAUCAUAACAAUGAUGGUAGAUGACAUUGCAUAUAAUCCAAGGAAUCCUACACCUGGAAAAAUCAUUAACAAGCCAAAUGGUACUGAUGUUUACCAAGGAGUUGUAAUCGACUACAAAGGAAAAGACGUAAACAAAUCAAAUUUUUUAAAAAUUAUCACUGGUAACAAAAAAGACAUGCGAUCCAUUGGAACUGGUAAAGUCGUAGAUGGAGGACCACGCGAUAAGAUUUUCAUUAACUUUGUCGAUCGCGGUGCGACUGGAAUCUUAAGUUUCCCAGAUGAUUAUUUAUAUGCCGAUGAACUAAACGAUGCAUUUAAUUCUAUGAAUGGAAAUAGAACAUAUGAAAAGAUGUUAUUAUAUAUUGAAGCAAAUAAAGCUGGAUCUAUGUUUGAUGGAAUACUUAGUGAAAAUAAAAAAAUCUUGGCAAUGACCGCAGCGGGGCCUAGAGAAAAUUCAUACCGUUGUUACUGCAACAAAUCCGAAUCUGGUCCGUAUGAGACAUGUCUCGGAGAUUUAUUCAGUGUCACAUGGAUGGAAGACUUAGAUGUGCCAACGUCCAGACAGUCAGCAAAAACACGGUCUAUUUUCAACGACUAUAGGGAAGUUAGAACCAAUGUAACUAAAAGUAAUGUCAUGAUAUACGGAGAUUUUAAUAACGGAAGAGAGAAACUCUCCUCGUUUAUCGGUUAUCAAGUAAAUUAUGGCAACGUCUCAUUGGGUGUGCAACAAUCGAACGAAACCAAUAUAAAAACCACAGUAUCCAGUCGAGAAAUGUACGAAAGCAACAUACAAUAUAAAUUAGCGCACGAUAAGUUGUCGCUUCCAGAAACACUCAAAUUGUCGGCAGAAUUGCAUCAAAAUAACAAGAUGAGAAACGUCAUAGACUCUGUACUCAAAAACAUUUACUCGGAGAUAGUGAAGGAGAGGCCGAACAUUAAGAGCGAAAUCGGAGACUACGACAAACCCAAUUAUAUAAAACUGAAUUUAUCCAUGUUUCCAUGCUACAGAAGCAUUUUGAAUCAAAUCACCAAGACCUGCUUUUUUUUGCCUCGGAAUCCCUACGUAUUGGAUAAGUUAACGAUUUUCGCCAACAUGUGUGUCGUCGACAAUCAAAUCAAUCAGAUGGUCGAUAAUAUUAUCAAUAAAUCGUGUUCAAACAUACCGAAAAAUAUUAUAAACGUACAAUAAAAUGUAGCAUUAUU